CCUAGCUGUGAACUCAACUUUAACCCUUGCCCCGCCCACUCAGUUGACACGCGUGUUGCCUGUUUGCAAGCAUGGCAUCUUCUGCUAAGAGGAGAGCAGUCGGCUUGGGUGAAAAUCCUGAGGACAGUGAAAACAGCUCCGAUGAAAAUCCGGAGGAAGAUGAUGAUUCCUUGGAGGAGGACAGCGAGGCAUCAGAGGAGGAGAUCAACGAGGAGGUCAUGGUCGACUUUGAAGCCCACACCAUUUCAGGCAACGACUUUAAUGGUGUCAAGAAACUCCUACAGCAGCUCUUCCUGAAGGCUCAUGUGAACACAUCAGAGAUGACAGACAUCAUCAUUCAACAGAAUCAUGUUGGAAGUGUCAUCAAGCAAGCUGAGGUGCCAGAAGACAGCGAUGAUGACGACCCAGAUGAAGUGUUUGGCUUCAUCUCUAUGCUCAACCUUACAGAGAGAAAGGGAGUGCAAUGUGUGGAGGAGGUAAAGGAGAUGAUUGUGGAGCAGUGUGAGAAGAAUGCCACCCACAGCGUGACGGAGCAGCUGGAGCUGAUCCUCAGUGACACCACCAAGCCUGUGGGUCUACUGCUGAGUGAGCGCUUCAUUAACGUGCCCCCACAAAUCGCUCUUCCACUGCACAAACAGCUCCAGGAGGAAAUAGCUGAAGCUCAUAGGACCAAUAAGCCCAGUGGGAAGUGUCACUAUUGUCUGAUGAUCAGCAAGACCUGCAAAGAGGCAAGCAAGACUAUUCCAGCCAGAGGAGGAGCUCCCAAAGAGGAAUAUCUGUUUGUCAAUGCAGAGGAGGAAUUCUUCUAUGAGCAAGCCAUCGUGAAGUUCCACUACUCCGUCCAGGAAGAGGCAGACUCCUGUUUGAGCGGCAGGUGGUCGUUCGAUGACACACCCAUGAAACCUUUCAGGACAGUGAUGCUGAUACCGACAGACAGGAUGCCUGCUAUUAUGGACAAACUCAAAGAAUACCUAACUGUGUGAAUGUCACAAUAAACUAAGACACCCAUA
This is a messenger RNA of Centropristis striata (black sea bass), 1010 nucleotides long. RefSeq names its product BRCA2 and CDKN1A interacting protein (gene bccip). The transcript is spliced from 7 exons. The record is from RefSeq and is a predicted model, not a curated record. Gene Ontology annotation, cellular component: nucleus. Lineage: Eukaryota; Metazoa; Chordata; Actinopteri; Perciformes; Serranidae. The coding region runs from base 72 to 983 and encodes 303 amino acids.